AUGUCGAAGCAGCAGGAGAAUAUGUUGUUGACGGAGCAUUUCACGUGGCCGCCUAUUUCCCUCAUCGACGACAUCAUCAACGCCAUCAACGAAGUCCUCUACCGCUGCACCACCAUCCUCUCCACCGAGCUCUCCUCGCUCGACCCAGCCAUCCUCGGUUUCGCCGACCGCGCCGCCGCCGAGCACCGCAGCUUUCCCCCGGACCAAAUCGAUCCCGACACCGGCAACCCACUGUACCCGGAGGCGAAGCUGGAGAUUGAGGAAGGCGUGCUGAAGCUCGAGACGUUGGUCGAGAAUGCCGUGGAUAAGAAUUUCGACAAGUUGGAGAUUUGGACGUUGAGGAAUGUGUUUAGUUUGGGGAGGGGGACGGGGACGGCAGCGGGGGAGGAUGGGGGGUUGGGCGAGUGGAUACGGUUGGGGCAUUAUGAUGGCAUAUCCACCACACCCCCGACCAACCCCCACCUAACCCCCUCCUCCCUCCACGCCCUCCGCCGCAAACUGCAAGAAACGCAGAAACUCCACGCCGCCCUCGUAGCCGAGAAGACGCGCAACGAGGCGCUGAUCGCCCAACUCCGCUCGCUGCUCCAACCACCGCCGACGACGCGGGACUUCCGAUCCUCGGGGGUCAGUGAAUUGGCAGGGGUGGAGGGCAGGCAAGGCGGAGAAGCGAGGAAGAAGUAUGACGGGAUGUUGGCGUUUCUGACGCAUUUACCUGCGGCGCAGGCGCUGGGCGUGCAGGGUUUACCUACAUCUGCACAACAGCCUAUGUCUGCAUCUACCACCCAACCCCUAACCACACACACGCAAUUCACAACCUCGCAACUCGCGCACCUCCGCUCCCUCCUCGCCUCGCUCAAACCCCACCUCCCCUCCUCUUCCCUCCAGCAGUCUUCCUCUCAUCAUCAUCACCAGCAGCAGCAGGGCGCGAGGGCGGACCUCGCGCGCGAGAGGAGACUCUACGUCGAGGCGCAGAGUAAACGCAUCUUGGAGAAGAGGGGUGUGGAUACGAGGGAUGGG
Westerdykella ornata is the source of this 1017-nucleotide messenger RNA. RefSeq lists its product as uncharacterized. The transcript is spliced from 4 exons. The record is from RefSeq and is a predicted model, not a curated record. Lineage: Eukaryota; Fungi; Ascomycota; Dothideomycetes; Pleosporales; Sporormiaceae. Gene Ontology annotation, biological process: kinetochore assembly; mitotic cell cycle; protein localization to kinetochore. Gene Ontology annotation, cellular component: chromosome, centromeric region; nucleus. The annotation marks the transcript as partial.